Messenger RNA from Aedes albopictus (Asian tiger mosquito), 8717 nucleotides. It is a transcript of the gene Pka-R1, whose product is annotated as cAMP-dependent protein kinase type I regulatory subunit. Lineage: Eukaryota; Metazoa; Arthropoda; Insecta; Diptera; Culicidae. The record is from RefSeq and is a predicted model, not a curated record. Gene Ontology annotation, biological process: regulation of protein phosphorylation. Gene Ontology annotation, molecular function: cAMP-dependent protein kinase regulator activity. The transcript is spliced from 5 exons. Gene Ontology annotation, cellular component: cAMP-dependent protein kinase complex. The coding region runs from base 696 to 1817 and encodes 373 amino acids.
CAUCACCGAUCGGACAGCCAGCUUGUCUGCGUUUGUCGUCUUUCGCUCUUCACGUCGUGUGUGUCGUACAAGAAAACUGCAGCAGGCAACAGCAGCAUUAGCAAAGGUGUUCCUCUUGUUUAUUGCGCGAGAUCCGUGAUCCGUGAUUCCGUGACGCGUCGUUCCAAGACUCCGAUUCCGAUUAGGGCUGGAGCUUCUUCGUACUGACCCCGUAGUAAUUCAGCUUCUAGAGCAGUGAAAAUUUCCUGAUCCAAAUUUGGUGCUUCGUGAAAAUAUUCCACCCUCUCCUAUGAUCUGGUGAAAAGUGAUUUUUGGUGUUGUAGAUUAUACAGAUUUAGAUUUCUUGCAUUACUUAGAUGAAGAAUACCUUGUAGAUCUAGGUUUCUGUGUGAUUUGAGUGCCAAACGAAAAAGAGAAAAGGAAAAACGCUGAAAAGCUAUUAUUUUGGGAUUUUUUCGUGAACAUCGCAGUUCAGUAGUGUCCCAGUUUGGGUUUGUUUUUCUUUUGGUGCUUGCGAGCUCCGAUCCUCCCAUCAAUCUCUCCUGUGAAAGCGUAAGGGUUUCCCCAUACCCUGAAGAAAAGCACCGAAAAUUGCCCGUAAGUGUCCCGAGCCCCCGUCGGAUCUAGCACUAGAUUCCACCACCACCAGCAACACCCGCAGCAGUAGGCGAAACCUCGAAAUCACAGCUGCAAUUAUGGCGUCUCUGCUGGAGGAGGAGCAAAGCCUACGCGAGUGCGAGGCGUACAUCCAGACGCACCGGAUCCAGCGGGUGCUCAAGGAUUGCAUCGUGCAGCUGUGCGUGGCCCGGCCCGACAAUCCCAUCGCGUUCCUGCGGCAGUACUUCCAGAAGCUGGAAAGGGAACAAGCCAAGCUGGAUGCCAGCAAACAGGCUGCCAGUCCGGACGAUUUGGACGACCUGAGCCCGAUGCCACAGACGACGGUUCCGCCGGUGCGACGACGCGGCGGCAUCUCGGCGGAACCGGUCAGCGAGGAGGACGCCACCAGCUACGUGAAGAAGGUCGUACCGAAGGACUACAAAACCAUGGCGGCGCUGUCGAAGGCCAUCGCCAAGAACGUGCUGUUUGCCCACCUGGACGAGAACGAACGGUCGGACAUUUUCGAUGCAAUGUUUCCGUGCACUUUCCUGCCGGGCGAGUCGAUUAUACAGCAGGGCGACGAGGGCGACAAUUUCUAUGUGAUCGAUAUCGGCGAAGUAGAGGUAUUCGUUAACAAUGAGUUGGUAACGACAAUCAGCGAGGGCGGCAGCUUCGGCGAGCUGGCCCUCAUCUAUGGAACACCGCGUGCUGCCACGGUCCGUGCCAAAACCGACGUCAAACUGUGGGGUAUCGAUCGGGACAGCUACCGGCGCAUCCUGAUGGGCUCCACCAUCCGGAAGCGAAAGAUGUACGAGGAGUUCCUGUCGCGGGUGUCGAUUUUGGAGAGCUUAGACAAAUGGGAACGGCUCACCGUGGCCGACGCACUGGAACCAGUUUCGUUCGAAGACGGAGAAACGAUUGUGAGGCAAGGCGAACCAGGAAACGAUUUCUACAUCAUUGUGGAGGGAUGCGCCACAGUCAGGCAAAAGCGAGAUGAGAACGAAGAACCCGCCGAAGUCGGUCGGCUCGGCCCGAGCGACUACUUUGGAGAGAUCGCCCUGCUGCUGGACCGUCCCCGAGCGGCCACCGUCAUCGCCCGGGGUCCGCUCAAGUGCGUCAAGCUGGACCGGGCCCGGUUCGAGCGGGUGCUCGGCCUAUGCGCGGACAUUCUCAAACGAAACAUCACCCAGUACAACAGCUUCGUUUCGCUAUCGGUCUAAAUAUGUGGGUGGAUAGAUGGAGAUAUGGAGCAGAAGCACAGUGCUGAAUGGAAGGGGAAGAACAUACACUACACACACAUCACCUUACGAAUGGCGAAAUAUGGAGAAGAAGGUAAAAUUAAUGAAAAUUCAAACAAAAAAAAAAAAAACAAACAGAACGGUCAAGCGAACACAAAUUAUUUUUCAGAACCUAUGUUCAUUGCGUUUAUUAAAACAAGUGUUAUUUAUAAAAGCAUGAGGAGAAGAAAACAUAUUUUAUAUUUGAAAGCUGCGAUCGAAUACAUAAUCAAAAAGCAAAUAUCUGGAUAACAGCAAAAUCAGUUAUUUUUCAGUGAUAUCCCGAAAUGAAAACCUUUGAAUACAAUACAAUACAAAAUAAUAAUUGGAUAGUCCAUUUUAUUACUAACAAUUAAUGAAAUGGUAGAUAAAUGUAUGACGUACAGAUGGUUGCAGCUAGGGAAGGUUCAUUUAUUACGUCCAUCGUUUUUCGAAAUUUCUAGACCCCCCCCCCUACCCCCUCUGUCACGCUAUUUUCCUAUACCUUAUACACGUACUGUCACACUUUCGUAGCCCCCCCCCCCUUCCCCAAAUGUUGGACGUAAUUUAUGAACGUUCCCCUAUAGAUAGUAAAUCCGAGAAGAUGAAUCCGUUGUAUCCAAACGAUCUGUCAAAAUCUGUAUCCAAACAUAUGAGCAUGACGUCACGAUCCUCACAACAUCAAUGGAGCGGAUGACGUCAUAUUCAACCGUCACAUUCUUGAAAAAUACUAUUCACACGCAUGAAAUAUUUCACUCGCCGAUGUCCGCGUAUCUAUGUUUACUUUACUAUCUAUAGUUGCAGCAAUAGGCCUUUUCAUAUGACAGGUCCGUGCAUACAUUUGUUUAUAAAGGUUGAACAACAGCUACUAACACGGACUUGUCAUCUUCAUAGAAGAACACUGUCAAAGACCCGAAAAAUCAGCUGAUUUAAGACGUCAAAUGAAAAGGCACAUUCAAAAUUGUUUUGGUACCAAAAAUACUAAAUACCGUGACGUAUUAUAAGACAUAUGGUGAUUGAAAAUUUUGCAGUACAAUAAUAUGAAAAUCUACUUUUUGCCAAUAAACUUUGUGGUACAAAUGUACCAAUUUUGUUUUUUACUAUUCAUCCACCAUAACAUGUAUGGUUAGAUAUAGGUUGCACUAUACAAUUAUUGUUUUAUCGAUGUUUCGCAAUUCAUUGUGAAAUUUUUGAUGGGAUAUUUGCUUUUGGUAAUAUAUUAUUCAUCUCAUCAUGAUUUAGGCAAGGGCGGGCCUUGCAAUUCUUUCAAAUAUAUAGACACAAAAGUUUACUUAAUUUUUGUUUAGUUUCUAGCAUUAGCACAUUUCGACAUUUAAUUGCAGAUUACGGAUUAGUGAUUCUCUAAUAUACCUAUAAUCUAACGAUACAAGUAAUAUUAUUUAGUAACUAAUUACAAACACAUCAUCGACGAGCCGGAACGGAAAGGUGUAUGUGUGAUUUGGGAGAUUUUUUUCUAUAGGUAUCAUUCAAACACACCGAAAUACAUUGACAAGAAGAUGAACAAUUCGUUCUACUAAAUACUAUAGUAUAUACGAGGAAACGCCGCCGAGUUACUACCAACAAGGUUAUUCUAUUCUCAUCGUGAAACAUUCUUAGUGUGUACAAUACAAUCUGCUUGGAGUGAGAAGAGGAAGAAGCUUCACGCCAAUGAAGAUAAUAAAUACAGAAGUUGGAAGACAGAGGUAAACAAAAGUUGAAUUUUAAUGAAAGGAUUACAAGAAAGAGGAAGAUGAAAACAAAUCAAAGCUGCAGUAAGUAAACAAUAGUAACAAGAAAUAGAAAUACAGGCAAAACAAUUAAACAUGAUAAUACCUUUCAGCUAAACGUGACAAAAAAGAAACAAUUUACAAAACAAAUGGUGCAUUGCAAAAAUAAAAAAAAACGUAAAGGAAAACAAAGAACAAAACAGAUGUAACUAUCCCUACAAAAGAUGUUUUAUGGCCAAGUGUAUGCGUGUAAAUCAAAGUAAAACCAGAAACAAAUCAACAGAAAACACUACAAAUACGCGUCGUUAAUACAACCACCAUCACAUUUACUCUCCGAUGUACCACAAACACAAACACACACACACACACACACUGUCUACCUAACCUGUUGAUGGAAAUCUGUAACAAAAACUGAUGUCUGGGUGUGAUACAUAUGUGUGUGAAGUCGCGCAUGUUUCAGCUCUUACAAUUACAAAAAAAAACCUAUGCGCAACCGCAAAUGAGUUCGUUACAAGCAUGUGAGAAUGAUUAUCGGCGAUGGCCGACGGCGAAGAAAGUGAGAUUGGUCAAGCAGAUUGUGCGUGAGAUGCGUGCCGAGGUGAUAAAUGAAACUUGAAGCCAAUUUUUUAGUAGAUGAAAAACCUGAUGAAAAGGAAACUGUUUUAGAAGCACGCUUGCUCGUGGCAAACACGAGCUGUUUUUGAGUGGUAGUAGACGGGAUUGCCCUCGAAAGAGCAGAACCCGGUGGGAGGGAUUUGUUUGUGAGUAGAAACAGAAACUUAUGAGUAUUUUUUUUUCAGUUGGUGAGAAGGCGGUGAGAUGAUGAGAAUUGGAAUGAGUGAAGUUACGCGAGCAAGAAGGUUUAGUGAGCAGUAGACUCUUUUUUUCGUUUCAAACUAGCUUGAAGUAGGCGUUCUGUAGAACACGGUAGAGUUCGUAUACUUUCUCUCCAUUUCAGUGUUAUGUGUGGUAAAGGAACUUCGUUGGAGUGUUGUAGAACAGUUUAUGAGAUUGAUACAUAGUGAGAUGAGCGAUCAUAUUAGAGAAUCUAUACUGAAUGAAAGAUCGGUAUUUAAAAUCGAAAGAUGUUUACAAUACAUUUACUGGGGCUUAUUCUUACGACGAGUAAAGUGACGUUACUGCCAGUUCAUACAUCAAAGUGAGACAACUCACUUAAGUUUACUGGCUCACGAUGGAGUGUGAUUUGGUCUUGUAUGAUAUAAUUGAGAAACAAAAUACUUGAAUGCUCACUUCAUCAUACAAAUAAUCACAUUAUUCGGGUCGAGUUUUCUCACUCAACCUCAUCUCACUUCAUUCGUUGAAUAAGCUUCUACGAGUAAAAUGAGUGAGUGAGGAGUUAUUCUACGACAUAAAAUGAGGCGUGACAUCUCAAACUGAAGCUACUGAAAUUGAAAUUCGUGAUACGAAUUAGGUGAGGCUCAUAAUAGCGAGAAAUCCAUUCUUUUAUUGCCUCACUAAACAUCCGAUAUCAUCUCAUUCAAGUGGUUUUUCUCAAGCUCAUUUGUAUAAUUGGGUGAGCUGGAACGUGUCCAUUUCGUUUCGGUAGAUGUUCAACUCUAAUGAACAAAUUCUACGAGUAAGACAGUUUGAAUCGUACAUACAUUGAUGCGUGAAGUCUCGAUUAGUAUGAAGUGCCUCGUCGUGUAAAUCAAAGCUGUCUCGAAAUCUCACCGUGUGAACUUAAUUCGGAUUCGUCUAAUUUGAAUCGAGUUUCCGCACUUCUAUUAAUGAGACGAACUAUCUCACCACAGUCCACUCGUAUAUUGAUUUGAUUUUGAUUUGCGGUCAGGUAUCAGUACGUCGGCUUCAGAGGCACGUUCUCCUCGAUUUGGGAAAUUUGUGCCAUAAUGGAAGAGAUUUGUCAUCAACCAUUUGAUUUAUCUCAGUCUCACCUCAACUCGACUCACGGCAGAAUAAACCUGAAGGUGAUCCAAACUUAUUCAAAGCUAGACGUUCCACCUCAUUCUUAUCGAACAUAAGCACAACUUCAUUUGAUUUUGACUUGCGUACGGUAAUGAAACUUAGCUCGAGCCGAGUGACUUACCGUGUAAAUCAUGCGAAUAAAACUUUCUCAUUUCCACUCAUUAUACGAGUCGAGCUGUCUCACCUUACUUCACUCGUAGAAUGAGUCUACCAUAUUUAUAAUUCGCUUCAGAUUAUUCGACGUGGGGGGUAGAUGAGAAAAGUUAAAUAAGAUAAAAAAAAAUGACAUGAGAGAAUUGGCGUUGCUUGUCAUGACUGCCCGCCCUAUUCCAGUCGAGGUGAAGGCUGCUGUACCGAUUCUACUCGUAAGGUUAAAUAUUCAAUAUAAAAUAUCUUUCACUUCACUGUGUGAGACGAAUCUAUUCCAAGUGAGAGAAGUCGACUCGAAUGAGGUACUUCUUCCGUUUGAUGUACAAACAGGUUUAUGUUCGGAGGGCAGUGUAAAUUUCGCCAAUUUCGCUUCAUGGGACGUGAGAGGAAGAUUGUCAUCUCAUUCGACUUAUCUCAUUUUAACGACUCGCAGCAUAAUAAACCUAUAGGUGGUACAUUCCUGAUCACUUUACUCAAACUUCAAGUUUUGUCAACUUUUUUUUUAAUGAAAGAAGUGAGGUUUAACAUCUAUUCGUAUAUCAAAAUGCUUGACUCGGACUAAUGACCAUGUGAGUUGGGUUUUCUCACUUCAAUUGUUUAAAAUGCUCAUUCUACGAGUGGAGUGACAUGACGCAGCUCGACUCGUAUAUCAAGGUGGGAAAUUUCGACAUGAGUGAGAUGACUCUCCAUUUGAUUUACAUGGCGAGUUACCUCAUUCGAGUCGAGUUUUCUUACCUCAAUAUUUGAGUCGAGCUCCACUCGAAGAAUAAUCACAAUUUCAUUAGAAAUCUGUGGGUUUACUCUAUGGAAGGAGUGAAGUGUAAAGGGCUCACUUCGCAAACCGAAGUGAGAAAUCUUGACUCGAAUCGGGUGACUUGCUAUGUAAAUCAAAUGGUCGAUGAGUGACCAUGUGAGACAUAUUUUGUCACUGCUCGAACUGUCUCGUCUCAUUUACUCAUUAUAGCCUAGCGAUUUUUCACUGCACUUGUGCUUUUUUGAUGAGGGAAGGUUGUUGAGACUACUCGAAUGAGGUAACAAUUUGUAAAAUACAACUAUGAGCAGUGAUAAGUGAGAUUGUCAAAGUCUCUGUGUGAGACAAAUCUGUUUCUCAUUACUCCGCUCCUGGAAGAAAUUAAAAUGAGUUCAUUCGGAAGAACUAAGCAUUUGUGCUCAUUCUGCGAAUGGAGUGACGUGAGAAAAGUCGGAGUCGUAUAUCGAGAUGAGGAAUCCACUCUCGAAUGAAGUGACUCGCCAUGUAAAUCAAAUGGAGAGUCACCUCAUUCGAGUCGAGAUUUCUCACCUCGAUAUACGACUCCGACUUUUCUCACGUCACUCCAUUCGCAGAAUGAGCACAAUUGUGAUUAUUGUUCACCUAAUCCAAAUCGAGAUUCCUCCCAUCUCGCUACACGAUCCAACUCAUAGAAUAAGCUCCAUUGCGAAAUGCAGCAAUACGAACAAUGGUGAUUGAGAAUCAAACCAAGAGAAAAACAAACAACAUUGCACGCAUUUUCGCAAAAUCUCACAAAAAACGAAGCCCACAUUUCCCGAAUGCAAACAACCCGUGUGCUCGAAUCUUCUUGCUUUAGUUUCAAGAAUUUGUUUCCAUAUACUGUCCAUUGAAAUACAUGCAUGCAUAGAAAAAGUUGCUACAAGUUCUCGAGAAUUAGAACAGCAAAUAUACGUUGAAUCAUUUGUAAAGUUAUUAUAUUAGAAAAAAAAUCAGUAAUCGAAAGUAACUUUAUUCACGUUGAGAAGAUACACCACCACACACACACACACGCAGAGAUCAUAUAACGAACUGCUGUAAUAGUGUUGAAGAGCAAGCUAGGUUAUCUUAGCUUAAAAGGCUGGACCUUUUUGUGAAAAUUACGUAGAGAAGAUUAUCUAGGGUUUAUUCUAUACACAUAUAUAUUACGUACUAACUGAUGAUUAGAGAGUUCACAUUUUACUUUUUUAUAUAUUGACUAACUGAAUAGGGAAGGCAACUAAAGCAACUGUAGGAAAUCCAUCAUUCAUGGAUCAUCUUCGUUUAUGUUUCCCUUCAGUAGCACCACCAUUUGCUAACACUAUUGUACACGUCUCUUUUUUUCCCUUAUAGUAGUGGAUAGUAGACCUGAAUUGCGCAAAUUGAAACACAUUUUCGAUCAUUUCUACCCAUAUUAAAAAAAAAGAUUUUCGAGUAGUAACAACUAUAACAGUAGAUGCUUUUUUCUAUCUUUAGCAGAUUCAAUCCAGGCCUUGAAAUUGGUCAUCAAACCUUAACUAGGGAUACCACUUCUACAAGUAGCAAGAGUAUUAGAUCUUUCUCCAAUACAUUGUAACAGAAAUAGGCAAACGAAUGAGUAGACUCGCCGGUAGAAUCUAUAUUUCAUUUGCUCUUACCACACCCCUUAUUAUCACAUACUAGGCAGAGGCACGGCACUGUCAGAUUACCAUUUCAUUCUCCCUCCAAAUAAUCAUGAUCUAUAAUAGGCGAAACGCGACUAUACGAACGAACUAUCUAUACAUUGAAAUGUGCAUCUUUAAGGCUUCACGUGUGCUUUUUAUUCAUUAUGUUGGCACCUUUAACACUUAGUCUUACUCUUAGUUAUGUAAUUCCCUUUCAGGUCUAAUGAGUUAAUACAAACAAAACAUAAUUUAUAAACGAAUUAAAAAUGUUCUUUUUCGGGUUGUUGGAAAUUUCUUCAAAUAUCUAGUACGGCGGCGCAAAGAUAAGAAAAUCUUGUAGCAGUAGGCAUCAGCAGCAGUAGCUUGUAGAAUAAUUAGAGCGAGUUCUGCUCGAAUAGUUCAGAGAAGGCAAACAAAAAAAAACUGUUCAAGAAUGGUUUAAAAAUGCACGUUGGAUUAUUAUCAUUAUAACAUUCAGUUACGUAUGACUAACAAGUAACAACAGCUAAACAACAGAACGGCAGCAAAAAAAAAAAACUGCAAACAACUGCUAAACAAUUCUACAUGCAUAUGUAACCCGGUUCGUUUUACACAAAGCCUAGGUUCUAAGAUGAAUACGUACAGAAGCUAAUAAAGAUGAAAGAGAAUGUCCAAA